AUGAAAAUGACAUUAAAUUAUCAGUGUACUCAUCAUUAUUAUUCAUCAAAGAGUUUAAAUAAGCAUAAAAUGGAACCAUUUGUACAAGUAUUCUUUGCUAUUGACAAAGAUGGAACUGAAACUAUCACAAUAGAUGAAUUGAAAAAGUAUGUUGCUGAUAAUAAUCUUGAUGAAAUGAUGGUUACAAAAUGGAAAUCAUUAUUUGAUGCCAAAAAUACUGGAAAGAUAACGUUUAGUACUUUUUGUGAAGUAUUGGGUUUAAGUCCUGCACAAGCAGUAGCCAUGAAAACACAACAUCAACAAUCAGCUUCUGCGAAACUUCAUCCAGAUGUUGUUGUAAUCUAUGAACAGCUUCCAUUGGAUAAACAAAUUGCUAUCAGUAAUAAAGCAAUUGAAAUCUUAACAUCUCCAAAGAAAUUAGAUGAGAAAGAUCAAGCUGUUCAAUUGAAACAAUGGUUAGAUAACACUUACGGUAAAGCAUGGCAUGUUGUCAUAGUUAAAGGAUCAUUUUGGAGUAGUUAUUCACAUAGUGCUAAUAAGUGUUUUAUAUUUCGUGUACGUGAUGUAUCUUAUCUUAUAUGGAGAACACCAGAUGAAGAAAUAACCAGUACAUAG
Molecule: messenger RNA, 615 nt
Organism: Schistosoma guineensis
Lineage: Eukaryota; Metazoa; Platyhelminthes; Trematoda; Strigeidida; Schistosomatidae
Source: the annotation of a GenBank genome assembly